AUGUCAUCGUUAGCAGCCCCUUAUCGAAUUGGUGUUGAUGUUGGCGGCACCAAUACGGACUGUGUCAUAUUAGAUGUUCGAGCAACGAACGAACCAAAUCGCGGGGUGGUUGCUCUGCAUAAGACUCCAACCACAAGUCCAAAUGUUACCGAUGGCAUUGAAACCGCUGUCCUCAAUAUCCUUGAGCAGUCAAAGGUUCCAAAAGAUCAGAUCGCCUGCCUAACAAUUGGAACUACGCACUUUAUCAACGCCAUAGUGGAACACGAUGCCCGCCGCCUAUCAAAAGUGGCCAUCAUUCGCCUUUCCAAGAGCUUCACAAGAGAGGUCCCUCCAUUCUCUGAUUUUCCACCAGCACUCAAAUCGAUUAUGAAUGGCUAUUACACGUAUGUUGAUGGUGGUCUUACCAUCGAUGGGGCACCGGAAGCACCUAUAAACGAAGCCCAGGUGGUUCAGGAAUGCGAUAAGAUCAGAGAGAUGGGAUUAGAUGCAGUUGUCAUCUCUGGUGUAUUUUCGCCAAUCGACAAACACUUCUACCAAGAAAAUACAGUCCGAAAGAUCGUUCAGAGGGAACUACCUGGCGUGGAUAUCGUUUGUUCAUCGGAGGUAUCCCAGAUUGGAUUCCUAGAACGAGAGAAUGCAUCUAUUCUAAACGCUUCUAUCCUGAAAUUUGCGCGACGCACCAUCCGAGGCUUUAAAUCAACAAUGGGACGCUUGAACUUGGGCUGUUCUUUAUAUCUCACGCAGAAUGAUGGAACUCUGAUUGAUGCACCGUCCGCUGCUAGGCUCCCAAUCCGCACAUUUUCCUCUGGGCCAACAAAUUCCAUGAGAGGAGCUGCAUACCUAGGACUCAGCGGGCAUGAUGACGCUGACGGGGAGCGCACUGCAAUGAUUGUGGUUGAUAUUGGUGGCACAAGCUCAGACGUUGGAGUUUUACUUCCAUCUGGAUUCCCUCGUCAGGCUUCCGCAUACGUUGAAGUAGCAGGAGUGAAACUCAAUUUCGGCAUGCCUCAUGUCGAGUCCAUCGGCCUCGGAGGUGGUUCCAUUGUUCGCCCUAACGGUGUCAAAACUACCAUCGGGCCUGACUCUGUGGGUCAUUACCUUAGCACAAAGGCAACGGUGUUCGGGGGCGACACUCUCACAGCAACAGAUAUAGCUGUAGCUUCUGGGGCGAACAUUGGAGACCCCAAAUUGGUCAAGGACCUUGACAAGGAAGUGGUAUCGGCUGCGCAGGCAAAGAUAAAAUCCUUAUUGGAGGGAGUGAUUGACCAGAUGAAGACUUCUCCCGCACCUUUACCCGUUUUAUUAGUUGGGGGCGGCUCAGUGUUAGCCCCAGCAGAGUUAGACGGUGUGUCGAAAGUCAUCUUCCCUCCAUUCCAUUCUGUUGCGAACGCAGUUGGUGCUGCUAUGUCAAAAGUUGGGGGCACCGUCGACUCGAUUGAGAGUACUGCAGAAAGGUCCGUUGCAGAGGUAAUUGAAGAAGCCAAAUGCACAGCAAUAGAAAAAGCGGUUGCUUCUGGUGCGAUUAGAGAAACAGUGUUACUAGCAGAGGUUGAUGCCAUACCUGUCCAGUAUGUCGCUAACCAAGUGCGGGUUAUUGCGCGAGCUGUUGGUGAACUCUCUCCUAAAGGUGUCCCUACCAUCGACAAUCUGCAAAAUAACGAUGAUGAUAGCGAAGGCGAUGAUAAGGCAUACAACGAAGCCCCUAAGCAGAAUAUCAAAUUUAAUGGAUUCAGCACCGACACUGUUGACGUUGCUACUUACCGGCCGAAGGUGGUGAAAAACCUUGAAACGGGGGUCCAGGAAUGGAUUGUGUCUGAAACUGAUGUUGCCUGGCUUGCCGAUGGGUGCUAUGUUCUGGGAUGUGCUGGUGGAGGCUCGCCGUUUAGUGAACAUAUCCGGAUUCGCGAUCAGAUACGGCAAGGGCACACUAUCCGUAUUAUUGAUCCAUAUUCUGUGAAGAAAGAUGCACUAAUAUACUGGGGAGGUCAUAUGGGUUCUCCAGCAGUCUCUACGGAACGACUAGCAAACAAUGAGACAGAGCAAUCCCUUCGUGCUCUCAUGGAGUAUCUUAAUCAUGACAGCUUCGAUGCUGUAAUGGGAGUGGAAAUUGGCGGCUGUAACGGUAUUCUAUCACUUUCUCUUGGUUCAUCAAAAAACAAUGACCGGCCCGUUGUUGAUGCCGACUGGAUGGGUCGAGCCUACCCAACCUUUUGGCAAACCACCAUCUGUGUCUACCAGCCCGGCGAACUGGUACCUUGUUCUAUCCUUUCUGGUAGCGGGAGCAACCUUAUCAUGAGCAAGUCCGCAAGUGAUGAGCUUGUUGAUCGAGCACUACGAGCUUCCUGUGCUGAAAUGGGUUCCAGUGUAGGCAUGGUGGCCCGUCCGACGACAGGAGACAAGAUGUUGAAAUACGGUAUACUCAAUACUAUGUCCCUUGCAUGGCGUAUCGGACGAUGCAUCGCUCGUGCAAAUGUCAACAACACCCUCAGUACUGUAGCUGAACAGAUAAUUGAUGAAGUUGGUGGCCCCGAGUCUGCCAAAAUUCUCUUCCGGGGAAAAAUUGUUGCAGUUGAAAGGCGGCUGUUCAAGGGUCAUUCAUACGGUGAAAUCACGAUUCAGCAAAUCCUGAAGAAUGAAAUAGAAUCAGACAUUGCAGAGCAACUCUCAGAGGACGCCAGGCGGUCAUCAGCACCCGUAGCCACAGGUGGUGUGCUAAAAAUCCCAUUCAAGAAUGAAAACAUCUACGCCAAACAUAUCUCUGAUGAAGGCGAGGAGAAAUAUGUGGCCAUGGUGCCUGAUCUAAUCUGUGUUCUAGACACGCAGUCUGGAAAGGCACUUGGAAUCCCGGAGUUUAGAUACGGGGUUAUGGUGACUGUCCUGGGGAUUGCAUGUUCACCGCGAUGGUCAGACACAGAGCGAGCCCUGGAAGUUGGUGGGCCGGGAGCAUUCGGAUAUAAAAAUAUCAAGUACGUGCCCCUAGGGAAGUACGUGAAGCCGAAGAGCGUGGUGACGGAAUACGCGGAUGAGUGA
Messenger RNA from Microsporum canis CBS 113480, 3030 nucleotides. RefSeq names its product hydantoinase. The transcript is spliced from 3 exons. The record is from RefSeq and is a predicted model, not a curated record. Gene Ontology annotation, molecular function: 5-oxoprolinase (ATP-hydrolyzing) activity. Bases 1 to 3030 code for a protein of 1009 amino acids. Lineage: Eukaryota; Fungi; Ascomycota; Eurotiomycetes; Onygenales; Arthrodermataceae. Gene Ontology annotation, biological process: glutathione metabolic process. Gene Ontology annotation, cellular component: cytosol.